AUGCUUAGUCGUUUUCCGGCUUGCUUGAACGAAACCCGGCCUUUCCUUGAAAUGAAGGGCAUUGAGCAUCCUGAGCUAGCCGAAACUGAGUGGCUCCUCAUGUUUUACUAUCUCGUGGAUAUGACCGACCAUCUGUACCAGCCCAAAGUUAAAAUGCAAGGCAAUGGAAAUGCAGUGUUAUCUCGUCAACAAGCCAUGUUUCAUUUUGAAAACAAGCUGGAGCUCUUCAUCAUGGACCUUGAAACAGGUCGUUUACUACACUUUGAAAAACUGAGACAAUAUACAGAUGCAUGCACACUUACAGUAGCCCGCAUGUGUACACUGAUUGGUAACAGGACACACUGGUCGUGCCCUGGUGACCUUGGAAUUCCCACUAGAGCCGAGCCCUAA
This is a messenger RNA of Dibothriocephalus latus, 390 nucleotides long. The record is from the annotation of a GenBank genome assembly. NCBI's taxonomy places the organism in Eukaryota, Metazoa, Platyhelminthes, Cestoda, Diphyllobothriidea, Diphyllobothriidae.